Molecule: messenger RNA, 4515 nt
Organism: Plasmodium falciparum 3D7
Lineage: Eukaryota; Apicomplexa; Aconoidasida; Haemosporida; Plasmodiidae
Source: RefSeq, a predicted model, not a curated record
AUGAAGUCCAAAAAAAGGUCGCAAAUUAGAAAAGGAAAAAAUUCAACAUGCAAAUAUAAUGAUCAUGAAAAGAACAAAAAGCAUAUUACAGAGAGAACAGAUGAUUUGAAUUUGAGUCUUACAGAAGUAGAACAGAACAUAAGUAAUGUGAAAGAAGAAGAAAAUGUAUUAGUUCUUGAUAAAAGUAAUGAAUUGAAUACUAUUGCAUGCAAUGAGAAAAAUAUUGGAUUAGAAGAAAAAGAAAAUAUUAUAGUUAAUAUAAAUAAGAAUUAUGUAUCUGAAACUACUGAUAAUAUAUCAUCAGAGUUUAAAGAGACAGAAAAAAUUAUACCAGAUAUAAAUUUUGAUAAAUUAGAUAAAGAGCAUAAUAAUACAAAAGAUAAUAUUAUAGUUAAUAAUAUGAAAAAUGCGUCUGAUAAAAAAAGUGGUAUUCUCACCACGCUUUCUAGUUUAUCAAAUGAUGAACAUAUAAAAGAUAUUGAUGAAAAAGAGAUAAUUUCAGAAAAUGAUGAUAAAAAAAAUGAAUUAAAUGAAUUAAAUGAUAAUAAUAAUAAUAAUAAUAAUAAUAAUAACAUAGAAGUUACGUAUAAUAUUGAUAAUAAAGACAGUGAAACAUUAAACAGUGAAAAUAAUUUUGUUCAAGGUAAUUCAUUACCCAGUCCCAUUACAACUGAAAAUCAUCAAGAUGUAAAUAGUAAUGUGAAUAAAAGAAAAAUUAAAAAAUUAGUUGAAAAGAACCCUGAUGAAACUAACACAAGGAAAUUAAGAAAAAAAUCUGUGAAAAAGAAUAAAAAUGAUAUAAUUUAUCCUUUGAAUGGAGAAAUUGUAGAACAAAUUGAUUGUGUUAAAAAGGAAAUCACAAAUGAAAAUCUUGAGCUAAAAAAUGAGGUGUCUUUUGAAAAUAAUGAAAUGAUUGUAAGUGGUAUACAAGAUGAAAAUGUAAAAAAUUCUGAUUUUAUCAAAAAUGAAUAUAAUAAAGAAACAAAAGUUAUCACAGAAUCAAAUAACGAGUUAGAAAAUAAAAAAAUAUCAUACAAUGAAACCAACCUUUCAGAAAAUGACGCUUUGAUUGUGAUGUCAGAAAAAUCUUUAAAUCCAUAUGUGAAUAAUGAUUUAGAAAAUUCUACUGGUAGUCCUAUGAAUAGCUUUUCACAAAGUAAUAUAAAUACUGAGAAUACGUUAAUGAGUAAUAAUGAUAUUAUUAAUAAGGUCGUGCAGGAAGGAGACGUUCUUAUGGAUGAACAAGAAUCAUCACAAUUAAAUUGUGCAAAUGUUAUGAAUGUAACAUCCAAAGUGAUAAGAAGAAGGAGGAUAAGAAGUAAGAAAAAAUCAGUUGAUAAAGACAUAAAGGGUAGUAAUGAAAUUCUGUUGUUAGAAAAUAUAGAAAAUAAUAAUGCCAUCAAUAUUAGUGGUAAUGAUAGAAGAAGUACCAAUUUAUAUAUUGAAGGUGCUCAAGCUAAUAUAACUACAACUGAAUUAAUACAAGAAAAUGCUUUAGCAGUAACUUUUACAAGUGAACGUAAAAGAAGGGGGAGGAAAAAGAAAGAUCCAAAUAAUUUUGAUUUUCUAAUAGAACCACUUUCAAAAGAGAAAAGAAAUAGUGUUGUAGUCGAAAAAAGAAUUAUACCUAGAAAUAAUGAACCUAGAAGAAUUCGAAAACAUGAUACAAGGGGAAAAGAAUUAUAUGAUAAUAUGGAUGAACAUGACUUAAAUCUUGUACAUAAGUUAAGCGAAAGAAAAAGUCGAAGAAGUAAUAUUGUUAAUCAUUUAUUGCCUUUUAGAAGAUCACGAAAUUUUUAUGAUACUGAAUCAUCUGAUAAUGAUAAUGAAGAUAGAAGAAGACAUAAGAGAAGACAUAUGAACUCCUUUGAACGAUCAGAAAGAGUUAGAAAUAAUUUUAGACGUAAACAUCUAGGAAAAGAAGCAUUUUUAGAAAACGUGGAUAGAAGACUUUUUCCAAAUGAAGAUUUUAUGGUUAAAGAAGAAUUUAUGGAUAAUGUUAAUAGUUUAAAUACUGUAUUUAAUUUUAAUCAUGAGUUUUUAAAAUUUUUACGUAAAGUAAGUAGAUUUGAAGAUAUUAAUUACGAUGCCAUGUUGAAAUUUUUAGGAGAUAUACAAAUAAAAUUGUCACGUAGUAUUCGAGACGAAUUCCCUCCUGAAUUUUUUGAAACUCACCAUGCCAACGAAUCUUUUUACGCUAUGAGUCAUAUAGUGGAUAUCUUGAAUAAUAAUAAUGAAAUUUUGACCAAGUUGAACCAAUUGGAAUACAAGUUUUAUUAUGAUUAUUUAAAAAAUAAAUCAAUUGAGAAUAUAUAUAAUAGUAAUUCUAAUUCCAAUGAUAAAUUUGUUAAUAAUAAUAAACACGAAAGUGUAAACUGGAAUAUAUCAGCACGUGAUAUAACCAAUGAGUCUAGUUAUCGAAGUGGGCAAUAUCAUAAUGCUGAAGAAGAAGGCGGAGAAAUUUUUGAAAUAUCUAGGAAUGAAUGUAAUAUUCCUUCAAAUAAUUCUAAUAAUGAAUUUAAAGAUUUGGAGGAUAUAAAUAUCAAUGAAAGUCGAAGAACAGGAGGAAAGGACACCUUAGCAAAUGAUAUGAAACAGGAAUGUGAUAUAUAUGUGAAUAAUGAUACAAGUCAUAAUAAUAAUAAUAACAACAACAAUUAUGUUGGAGAUAGUAGUAGUAGUAGAACCAUCCGUCAUCGAAUUAAUCAUACGGAAAAUACUGGUGCAACAAAUAUUAAUAAAACGAAUGAUCAAUGUGUAGAUGGAAAUGAUAAGGAUAAUGAAAAUGAUGAUAUAUCUAGGAGAAUUAUGGAAUUGGAGAAGGAAAAGAAUCAUGGAACUUUAAGAGAUGAUGUACAAAAUGUUGACGCGACACAUAAAUUAAGUAUGCAGAAUAGAAUUAAUUUUGUAUGUGAUGAACUUAAUCAUUUAAUUAAAAAAACUUUAAAAAGUGAAGUGGAAACAGAUGGUAGUAAUGCCUUUGGUAGACGAUAUGAAAAUAUAUCGGAAAGAACAUUAUAUAAAGAUUAUGUAUCUACCAAUUUAUAUAGAACUAAAAUAGUAAAGGAUGAUGAAUAUACAAAUGAAGGAAUACAAGGAAAAAAAGUUGAAGAAGAUAAUGGGAAAAGAAGAAGAAGGAGAAGAAGACGAAGAAAAGGUGAAGGAAAUAAUGAAAAUAUUGUGUUUUCAUUAAAUAAUAAUGAUACAAAAAAUAUGGAAGGAAUUAUGUUGGACAAAUAUUCAGAUUAUUUCAGAAAGUUAAAUGAAAUAAGUCCAAAUAGAAUAGAAAAUGAAAGAAAUCAUGAUAAUAAUAAUCGUGAAGAAAGUAGUUGUUCAUCAUCAGAUGAAUCGUCCAAUUACAAUUUUGUAUGUACAAAAAGAAAAAAUGAAAAUAACAACAACUUGAACAAAAAAGAUAUUAGCGAGAACAAGGAAUAUGAGAACAAUAAGGAUAAACUUAAUUUGACUUUUGAAUGUAUUAAUGAAGUUCAUAAUGAAAAAGAGGAAAAUGCAGAUAAAAAUGAACCUAAUAAUUUAAGUAAAUUAAAAUUUAAUAAUAAAGAAGAUGAAGAAUUUAAAAUCAAUAAAGAAAAUGCUAAUAUGAAUUUAGACAAUGUGUUAAAAAAUGAUAAUAUGAAAGAAAAAAAUGAAAAUCACAACAAUGAUGAAAAUAAGGAUAAUAUAUCAAGUGAUAUGAUGGAAUGCUGUAAGGUGAAGGAAGAAAAAAUUGAUACAAAAAAUGGGAAUAAUACAUAUUUUACAAAUAAUGAGACAAGAAAAGAUAUAUUAGAAGUACAUGAGUUAAAUCAUAAGGAAAAAGAUUUUGUUAAUCAACCUAAUUGUACAUUACAAGAUAUAAUAUUGGAUAAUACUAAAAACAAUAACGAAAAUUAUAAUUUAGAAAAAGGAGAUGGAGUAAUAGACGAUGAACAUGCAGGUACAACUGACAAAGAAGAGGAAGAUAAUGAAAACAUAACGCAUGGAGAUAGUGUUUUAAAUGACAAUGAUGUUGUCAAUAUGAAUAAUAAUACUACGGAAUCAGAAAGAAAUAGAAGAUCAACACAUAUUAAUAAUAAUGAUUCCUUGGUAAGAAUAGAAUGUGCUCAUUCCUUAAGAUAUCCAACAGAACACCAAGAAUUUCAUAGUACCCAAGAAGAUUUUUGGAAAACAAAAGAAUUUAAAAAAAAUUAUACAGAUUGCUACAAUUUAAAUAUAGAUUGUAAUGCUGCUAUUGAGAAUAUGACCAGAUAUGAACGUGAACAAACUAUUAGCAAUUUACUAAAAGAUACAUUUAAUCUUAAGGAUGAAGAUUAUUCUAAUUUAAAUAUGGAUAAAACACAAAAAGAAAUUUUAAACUGCUUAAGAAUGAUAUCUAGAAUUAAAAAAAUAUUUUUUGAUGAAUGCUCUAAAAUGAUAAAUAAUCAAAUAUCAGUUCUAGAAAGAAAUUAUAGAAUUCCGGACUGUUCAUUGACCUUAUUAAAAAACACAUUUGGAUAUAAUGAAAAUGAAAAUUGA